This is a messenger RNA of Salpingoeca rosetta, 2215 nucleotides long. Its product is annotated as acetyl-CoA hydrolase/transferase. The transcript has a single exon. The coding region runs from base 507 to 1811 and encodes 434 amino acids. Gene Ontology annotation, molecular function: acetate CoA-transferase activity. The record is from RefSeq and is a predicted model, not a curated record. Lineage: Eukaryota; Choanoflagellata; Craspedida; Salpingoecidae. Gene Ontology annotation, biological process: acetate metabolic process.
GGGCAUCAUAGGCCCGGCAGGUGGCGACGCAACAGGGCGAUCGCUGUGAACAUUCCGUCUUGCUUCAUUUCCAACACGUCCCCGACCAAAAACUGACAGUGCCCAACACGAGGGCUGACGAAGUAGGUAGUGGUGACAUAAUGUGCAGCAUGAUCGAUGAUGUGAUGUGUGUGUGUGUGUGUGUGUGUGUGUGUGUGCGGCACGAUGUGUGUGAAGCAAGCUUAGGCGAGUGAGCGAUAUGCGUGAGGGUGAAUGGGUUGGCUGGUUGGGAAGCUUGCCAGCGCCGACAAAGCUGCAGCUCAGCAACAGCAUGCAUGGCUGAUGUGACUGGUCAUUGUCAUUCAUUUAUUCAUUCAUGCAUGCAUUGACCACCUCACACACACACACACCACCACACACACACACACGCACACACACACACACCUAUUUCUGCCUAACAACCACAACCACCACCCUCUCCACCCCUGGCUUCCGCUGACUGCUCCCUUUCCGCGACAGCAGCAACAAUGGCAUCUGUGCUGAGGAAGGCGCCCAAGUUGGUGACGCUGGAUGCGGCGGCAUCGUCGCUGAUCCAAUCCAACAACCGCAUUGUGACGGCGAUGGCCGUCUCUGAGCCGCACGGCUUUUUCUCCAAGCUGGAGACGUUUGUCAAGGACCGCGAGAACGUGCAGGUGUACUGCGCCAACCCGAACCGCGCCUACAACGCCUUUCGACAGGAGCAGCUCAAGGGCAAGCUGUCGCUGACCACCAUGUUCCUCACGCACGCCGUGCGCAACCUGCAGGGCCACGGCGUCGUGUACUAUGCGCCGCACAACCUGCGUGAGUGGGGCCCGCUCCUGUGCCGCAAGCCCAUUGACGUGUUCUGGGGCACGUGCACGCCGCCCACGGACCAAGGGUACGUCAGCCUGGGCCCCUCUGCCGUGUACGAGGUGGAGGCGCUGCUGCACGCCAAGCAGGUGGUGCUGGAGGUGAACCCGAACAUGCCCUUCUGCCACGGCGCGACGACGCUGCGCCUGAGCGACGUGGACUACCUGAUUGAGCCCGAGGAGAACUCGACGCUGGACCUGCUGACGGAGGAGCGGCGGCCCUCGGACGAGAUUGACAUGCAGAUUGCGCAGCACGUGGCCACGCUCAUCCCGGACGGCGCCACGCUGCAGUUUGGCAUUGGCGGGAUCCCCAAUGCGCUGGCGCACGCGCUGCUGAACCACAGGGAUCUGGGCGUGCACACGGAGAUGAUCAACGACGCCGUGGUUGACCUGGCCAAGGCCGGCGUGAUCACGGGCAACUGCAAGUCGCAGUGGCCGCGCAAGAUGGUGGGCGCGUUUGCGCUGGGCUCCAAGCAGCUGUACGAGUACAUUGACAACAACCCGGGCGUCAUCUUCAAGCCCGGCUCGCAGGUGAACGACCCCGUUGUGUUUGGCAACAACCACCGCAUGGUCUCUGUGAACACGUGCGUGGAGAUGGACCUGACGGGCCAGGUGUGCAGCGAGUCUGUUGGCCACCGCGAGCUGAGCGGCGUGGGCGGGGCCGCGGACACGCACAUUGGCGCACAGCGGUCGCCGGGUGGACGGGCCAUCAUCGCCCUGCGCAGCCAGAGCAAGCGCGGCAGCUCCAAGAUUGUCUCUGAGCUCAUGCCUGGGGCGAAGGUGAGCAUCACGCGCAACGACCUGGACACGGUGGUGACGGAGUAUGGCAUUGCGGAGCUCAAGGGCAUGAACACCGCCGACCGUUGCCGCGCCCUCAUCAGCAUCGCCCACCCGUCUGCUCGUGACGAGCUCACGGAGCAGGCCCGCAAGCACUGCUACAUCUGACCACGCAUAUGUUCGUGUGUGUGUGUGUGUUGUGUGCGUGUAUGUGUGAUGUGUGUGUCGAUGGGUGGAUGCGUGUGUGUGUGUGUGUGUGUGUGUGUUGUGUGCGUGGAUGCCUGCUGCGAUGGUAUCACACCACACCACAUCACAUCACAUCACACCACAUCACAUCACACAUCACAGUUCGAGCUACACCCUCCUCUUUCUCCUUCCUUUGAGCUGUGUGGUGUUUCAAAAGGUCAGCCGAGCUGCUUGCAGUCAUGUCGUGUGUUUGUUUCUUUCUUGUUUAUGACCGGUUGACACCAACGUGAAGUGAACUGAACUGAAGUGAAGCGAUUGACAACCACACGACAUUCAUUCAUUCAGCAGUCAAUCAAUGCAUGAAGCAAUCAAAUAAGCAAAAGCAG